Molecule: messenger RNA, 4982 nt
Organism: Octopus bimaculoides (California two-spot octopus)
Lineage: Eukaryota; Metazoa; Mollusca; Cephalopoda; Octopoda; Octopodidae
Product: 26S proteasome non-ATPase regulatory subunit 1
Biological process (GO): proteasome-mediated ubiquitin-dependent protein catabolic process; regulation of protein catabolic process
Cellular component (GO): proteasome complex; proteasome regulatory particle, base subcomplex; proteasome storage granule
Molecular function (GO): enzyme regulator activity
Source: RefSeq, a predicted model, not a curated record
GUAAGUGUUACUCUCCCCAGUAAAGGUGUCAGCAGACCGGCGCCAUUUUCCAUCUCGAACUUGUGCUGUGUCACGUUGUUGUUUGUAUCUGACAACUUUUGCUGCUUAUUAAAGUUUCCGUUGUCAAAAAAACCAUGAAGAUGAAAACUCAUAUGACUUCGGCUUCAGGAGUUAUAUCUCUGCUGGACGAACCGGACGAACAACUGAAGGUAUUUGCUUUGGAAAAACUAAACAAGAUCGUUGAUGUAUUUUGGGCUGAAAUAGCUGAAGCGGUUGUAAAAAUUGAGGUAUUGUAUGAAAGUCAUGAUUUCCGUUGCCGUGAUCUGGCUGCUUUAGUUGCUUCUAAAGUUUAUUAUCAUCUUGGGGCUUAUGAGGAUUCACUUAAGUAUGCUUUGGGAGCCCUCAAUUUGUUUGAUGUUACUGAUACUUCUGAAUAUGUGUCUACAAUCAAAGCAAAAUGUAUGGACCAAUAUACCAAAACGCAGGUUAUUAACGCUGAAACACAAGAUGAUGCUAAAAUGAUGGAUACUCGACUUGAAGCGAUAGUUAAUCGAAUGUUUCAGAGGUGUUUUGAUGAUAAACAAUAUAAACAAGUUGUGGGUAUUGCUUUGGAAACAAGAAGGAUUGAUAUGUUUGAAAAAGCAAUUUUGGAAUCGGAUGACCCUUCGGCAAUGUUGGCAUAUAGUUUAAAAGUUUGUUUAUCUCACAUAAUGAGUAGACAUUUUAGAAAUGAUGUACUACGUGUUCUUACUGAGCUCUACAUGCGCCUUAAGUCCCCAGAUUAUAUCAGUGUAUGUCAGUGUUAUAUUUUCUUGGAUGACCACCAAUCUGUUGCAAAUAUCCUAGAGAAAUUAAUUAAGGGAAAUGAAGAAUCGCAACUUAAAGCUCUUCAAAUUGCAUUUGAUUUGUAUGAGAGUGCGACCCAACAAUUUCUACAGGAGGUGCAAAACUGGCUUCGGCAGGUGGCCCCAGCACCAUUACCGUCCAUGAAAACGGAAGAAGAAAAACAAGUUGCUCCCAGUGUAGAAAACAAGGAAGAGAAAAUGGAAGUCGAUGAGGAGAAAUCCGCAGAAGCAGCUGCACCAGCACCUGCAAGUCCGUCGCUAACUGAAGACCAAAAAGAUCUUCAGGAGAAAAUUGUCAAACUUUAUACCAUUCUUGGAGGAGAAAACACUAUAAAAUUGCACUUGGAUUUCCUUAUUAGGAACAAUAAAACUGAUUCAUUGAUUCUGAAAAAUACCAAAGAUGCUGUUCGUAAUUCCUUGUGUCACUCAGCCACUGUUAUUGCCAAUUCUUUUAUGCAUUGUGGCACUACAUGCGAUCAGUUUCUUCGCGACAAUUUAGAAUGGUUGGCUCGUGCCACUAACUGGGCUAAAUUCACUGCAACUGCAAGUCUUGGUGUUAUUCAUAAGGGCCAUGAGAAGGAUGUCUUGAAUUUCAUGUCUACAUAUCUACCCAAAGACUCGAGUCCAGGAUCUACCUAUUCAGAAGGUGGGGGUCUUUAUGCUCUUGGAUUAAUUCAUGCUAAUCAUGGAGGUGAGAUUACAAAUUAUUUACUCAGUCAACUUAAAGAGGCCACAAACGAAAUGGUGAGACAUGGAGGUUGUCUUGGCUUGGGUCUGGCAGCGAUGGGUACUGCUCAGCAAGAUAUCUUUGAACAACUUCGGAUAAAUUUGUACCAAGAUGAUGCAGUGACUGGUGAAGCAGCAGGACUUGCUAUGGGGUUAGUAAUGCUUGGAACUAAGAAUGAUGCUGCUAUCCACGAUAUGCUUGUAUAUGCACAGGAUACUCAGCACGAGAAAAUUCUUCGUGGCUUGUCCGUUGGUAUCGCCCUUACCAUGUAUGGUCGGAUGGAAGAAGCUGACGAACUAGUCAAAACUUUGUCUCAAGAUAAGGAUCCUAUUCUUCGUUGGUCUGGCAUGUAUACCCUUGCUAUGGCUUACUGUGGUUCUGGCAACAACCAAGCUAUCAGAAAAUUGCUCCAUAUUGCUGUCAGCGACGUCAAUGAUGAUGUGAGACGUGUCGCUGUCACUUCCCUUGGAUUUCUUCUGUUCCGGACUCCUGAAAAAUGUCCACAAGUUGUCUCUUUACUAUCGGAAAGUUAUAAUCCUCAUGUUAGAUUUGGUGCUGCAAUGGCUUUGGGCAUUGCUUGUGCUGGAACUGGUCUAAAAGAAGCUCUGACCCUGUUGGAACCCAUGACUAAUGACCCUGUUAACUACGUACGGCAAGGGGCCCUCAUUGCUUCAGCUCUAGUUCUUAUUCAGCAAAAUGAAAUCACUUGCCCGAAAGUCACACACUUCCGUCAAUUAUAUACUAAAGUAAUUACUGACAAACAUGAUGAUGUUAUGGCAAAAUUUGGCGCUAUCUUAGCCCAAGGAAUACUAGAUGCCGGUGGUCGAAAUGUUACUAUUUCUCUUCAGUCUCGCACAGGUCAUACCAAUAUGGAAGCUGUGGUAGGAAUGUUGGUGUUUUGUCAGUAUUGGUUUUGGUACCCUCUUACUCACUUUUUAUCCUUGGCAUUUAAGCCUACUUGUAUAAUUGGACUCAACAGCAAUUUGUUAAUGCCAAAAGUACAGUUUCGUUCUAAUGCAAAACCUUCCACAUUUGCAUACCCACCUCAUUUAGAAGAAAAAAAAGACAAAACUAAAGAAAAAGUUAAAACUGCUGUCCUCAGUAUUACAGCUAAACAAAAGAAAAAAGAAGCUGAAAAGAAGGAGAAAGAAGAGAAAAUGGAUGUAGAUGAAGAGACUUCAGAUGAGCCAGAAAAGAAGACUGCUAAAACAGAGAAAAAGGAAGAGAAGAAAGAAGUGGUUAAAGAGAAGAAAGAGGAAGGGAAAGAAGGAAAAGAAGAAAAGAAAGAGGAAGAAAAAGAAAAGAAGCCAGAAGCAAACUUUGAGUUAUUAGACAACCCAGCUCGAGUUAUGCGUGCACAGCUCCGAAUGAUCACCAUGCCAGAUUCCUCGAGAUAUACGUCAGUGAAAGAUGUAACGAGCGGAGGAAUCAUUAUGUUACACAAUCGCAAACCAGAUGAUCUUGAAGACCUUGUAGAACCUAUUGCUGCAGGUGGUCCCAAAGUCGAAGAAGAAUCAGAACCAGAACCUCCAGAGCCGUUUGAAUGGACUGAAGAUUAAUAUCUAUCAAAGUAAUUACUAACAAAAAAAAAAUGAAAAAAAAGAGUAAAUAAUAAUAAUAAUGACAUUUCAUAUUGGCUCCUAUCUUAGAGGUCUCAAUCUAAUUAUUUAUCAUUUUGUUGAUUUUAUUUUAUUUUUUUUCUUUGCCCCACCCCCAUCUCUCUCAGUUUAGAGACACUCAUAGUUAUUCUCUUGGUAAAAGUUUACUCCAAAAGUUUGAUAAAUUCCUUUGAAUUUUUCACAUAGGGAGAACCAUAUUUCUGAGUUGACAUUCUAUGCUGUGGAAUUUGUCAAGCAAUAGUAACAAUUGCUGCUAUACCAUGUAUUGUUUUCUUAGUUGAAUAGCUUUAUCAAAGACUGUUUUCAUAUCAUCUUGUCAUCACUAUCUUUUCUAUUAUUAAAAUUCUAAAAUUACUGUUUGUUUAUAAUUCUUUGCAAACAUUAAAAAAAAAAAAAAAAUGCUCCUGCAAAGGUUUUAUUUUCUAACGAACAAAAUCACUUCUCUUUCUGCAUACUGUUCUUACUGUAAUUAAAAGACAAAUCCUUAACUCAGAGCAAAAAUAUGAGGAUUUAGGUUUGCAAAAUUACAAAUGAUUCAAGCACUUUUGAUGAAACAACUUAGUUUUCCUCUCUACAUUUCAUCACUGGAUUGUAUAAUUUGGCACUUGAAAAAAUUUUUAAUGGAAUCAAAUCAUUAUAGGAUAUGCUGAUAAAAAGAAAAAAAAAGAUGAAAGCGUAUAGCCUAGUGGUUAGGGUGUUGCACUGAGGACCGCAAGAUCAUGGUUUCGAUAGCUAGAUUGGGCAGUGUGUUGUGUUUUUGAUCAAAACACUUCAUAUCACAUUGCUCCAGUCCACUCAGCUGUAAAUGAGUAACACUGCAAUGGACUGGCAUCCCAUCCAGGGGGAAUGUUGCGAUCUCAGUCACUUAUAUGCUAUGGAAACCAGGUAAUGUGUCUUAUGAGGCUUAAGGUUCAACACAGUAAUAUCCAAGGGUUGAUGAUGAAAAUUCAAUUUUGUUUUUUAGACACCCUGUAUUUCUGCUCAUGUGAAAUAUGAUAUUACUGGUUCGUCUGAGUGAAUUUAAAUAAGUAUUUUGUUUAGGUUUACUUAUUCAUAUAUAUAUAUUCAUAUAUCUAUAUUCUAUAUCAAAUUAGGAAUAUUAAUUGACAAAUAUUUCUUCACUGGUUCCUUUGAUUAUUUCUCGUUUACAAUGAAUCAUUUCUUAUAGCAGGGAAAUAACCAGUUGUAAACAGGUUCAACGACAAACAAUAUGGAGUUGUUUCCCCUUGCAAAAGCUUCGUCAUUAUUAUGGAUUGGUAGUGUUUCUACAACAUCAAACAAUGCCUUGAGGUAUUUCUUUUAGCUCUUUAUGUUCCGAGUUCAAAUACCACCAAGAUCAACUGUGCUUUUCAUUCUUUUGGGGUUAAUAAAAUAAAGUACCAGUUAUAUACUGGGAUUCAUGGUAUCAACGCCACAUUUUUUUUUUUUAAACCAGUUUUCAGGCUUUGUGCCUAUACUGGAAUCAGUUGUUUCUGUCUGUACUAAUGUCAUUGUUAAUCUUGACUGAAUUUUUUUGUUUAUAUAAUGUUACUUCCUGCCAAUAUGUUUUUUUUUUUAAUUUAAAUAAUCAUAGAUAUUUCAAGAAAAGCUUUCCUUUUUUUUUUUUUUUUUUUUUUUUGUACUGAUAAAAUUUCAUUUCAUACAACUUUAUAUAUAUCUCAGGAGUAAUGAAAUCAUUCAACAUCUUUCAAUGAAUUAUCAAAAUAACAAUAUUGUUUUCAUUUAUUUUAUGUUUCAUCUUUCUCCUUUAUUACAAUAACAAAUGGAAAAGAUAAAAAUUUGUUAAUAUCA